This is a messenger RNA of Clonostachys solani, 1380 nucleotides long. NCBI's taxonomy places the organism in Eukaryota, Fungi, Ascomycota, Sordariomycetes, Hypocreales, Bionectriaceae. The record is from the annotation of a GenBank genome assembly.
AUGUCUCCUCUUCCGAUCCCGCCGGAAAUACUUAUUCACAUCAUUACUCUCCUGGAUCCUCUAGGCGUUUGGUCGCUCAGCCAGACCUGCAGGUACCUGCGUCACGUCAUAAGGCCUGGGCGGAACGAGAAGUUGGCAUUGCUCCUCCAGUGGGAGGGUUCCCGCCUUCUCGGUGGAGGAACGAAUCUGUUCAUCGGGAACAGCUUCAACCCCAGUUCAGAUCUCAGCCUGUGGGAAAGAAAUCUUUGGGUUUGCUCCGGGUGCAUGACUUUCCUCCGCCACCAACACUUCAACAACCACUCCCUCCUCAAGCUCGGAUACAGAAAGCUAGAUCCGGAAACCUCCCGCCAACACUGCCUCACAACAUGGAGACCGACGCUCCGCGGCAAGAAACGGGGGCAGGAAGGACCCAAGUACUCGGCAUCUAACGAACAUGCUCGCCACGGUGCAAAGCGCCACCUUCGGCUCUGCAACGAGUGCCUCUUCCGUCAAGGGAAGCUGAAGUACCAACACGCCUCCAUCCACGGCUUCCACGGCGGCACGGCCAGCACACCCAUCCAGGUCAGCCGGUGCGUCCGCUUCGUGUGCGCGUUGGAUCGGUACUUCCCCAAGGUAGGCCGCUCGCUGGGCCACCCGGAGCCCGAGGACGACCUCUUCGCGGACCAUCUACGCGAGGAAAUAGCAAGUAGAUGGGUGCUCUACAUGAUUCGAUGCCCAGACUGCAGCCUGUGGCAGGAGCUGAGCUCGUUCCGCGUCGGGGGCUCGUUUCCGAGCUGGAGCCCAACGCAUGACGGCCACGGCCUGGUGCGGUACCGCGGGGGGCUGAAUCAAGAGGACUUCCACAUUGAUGAGCUGUGCUGCCACAUGUGUCUCUUCAAGAGGUUUGGCUUCUCGGAGCUGUGUGUCGAUCUCCUGGACUGGUACGGGCUAUUGAUGAAAUCUACAAGAUUCCACAUUGACCAGCAGCUCCUCAGUGGUUGGUCGACGAUCAGGAGAAACCAGCGCCGGUUCAGCCGCCAGUACAAGAAAGACAUCCGGAGGCUGCUCCAAGACACGGAACACAUGUACCACAAGCGCUAUCGCGCCAACAGCGAGCUAGGGUAUCUGCAGGUGGCUCUGGUCCAGUUCCGUCACCGGGAGUUCAAGGAGAUUUGGGAGAAGAUGAUGGAGACUGACAGUCACAUCGCAUACGGCGAGAUGGGAAUCAGGAGCGGCUUCAUGUUUUGGCUCAAUGAUUUCGACAAGUGUCUAGAGACCUGGCGAUGGCUUCGGGCGUGCCAGGACGCGGUCGAGAGUAACCCUGGUCUGUUGGGGUGGUGGGCUCUGUGCCAACCCCGGCUGCAUUAUCACGGCGUGGACACGUAUCUACGACGAAACUGA